Molecule: messenger RNA, 855 nt
Organism: Eremomyces bilateralis CBS 781.70
Lineage: Eukaryota; Fungi; Ascomycota; Dothideomycetes; Eremomycetales; Eremomycetaceae
Exons: 6
Coding region: 101-760 (219 amino acids)
Source: RefSeq, a predicted model, not a curated record
CUGAAAUUUGCGAUAUCGAGACUAUUCAACCAUCGUUAACAAAGGCGCAUUCUCCAGUGCAUCCCCUAUACUUGUCGCAUAUCUAUUGAGAUACUGAAAGAUGGCUUCCGCACCAGGAGAGCAGUUCGAACCGCGACAAACAACCAUGUCGGAUGACUAUACUCCUGAUCCUUUAUUGUCGCUCCCUCUGGACGCCGAGAGACAAGCAGUGGUCGACGACAUCAUUGAUCUCUACAGCUGCGAUCCAACUGUGGAAAAAGUGAAGCGAUACACUCCGGAUUGCGUCUAUGAUGACCAAUUCGUGUAUGCGAACGAUCGGUACAAGGUGGCCGGCUAUUGGUUUGCCCUUCCAAAGCUCUUCAAAGAGAGCAAGAAUGUUGAGUCUCAAAUCAUCGCAAGCGGGAAGGAUUUCAUUCAGUUCAAGAACAUGCAGACCCGGACCUUUCGACUCAUCCCGAAAAAAAUAACAACCACUAGCUUGGUGACGUUGAGCCUAGAUCCAAGCACUGUCAACUCUGAUUUCAUUCAGGUGAAAUACCACAAAGAUCAGUCGAACGCCGAGGACUUCUCCCACGAAGGUGUUGUCUUUAAAUUCAAACAAUGGCAAGCAGACCAUAUCAGUGAUUGGCUCUCACGUGAGACCUUGCCCGAGAUGAAAGAGUUUGAGGCAGAUAGAACGGCCGCGAAGGAAGAUGUCCACAAGCACGGCAGUGGGAAGUAUGCGCCGACGAAAGACGUCAAGUCUGCAAGCACACUGUAGUGUCAGUGCGCUACGAGAGGGGAUUUAGCAUACGUAGGUAGCCAGGGAAUCGAACCGAAUGCAAGGCUCCAGUUUCGGUUGUGCUAGUAUCACCG